UGAGUUUGGUUCAGUUUUGCGGGCUUUUUUUUUUGAUACUUUCAUCGCUCUCAAGUUUUUGCCAGUUAAUAGUGAGUUCUCUGCGACUUAGCGCUGCAGUAAACAAUCGGCGGCACAUGCGCUACGUUCUAUCUCUAACAAAACUGAUCGGUCGCACGAUCGGACUUUAAAGUAUUUUGCAAGUUGAGUAACCUGCAGUGAUUUAUUGGAAUAUUACCAAAAAAUUAAUACAAUUAAAUUUAUUGGUUAAUUAAAAAGUUAAAAAAUAGUUCUUCGAAAUAAAGUAGAAGUACACUCAUGAUCGUUAUUUGUCCUCAAAAAAAAGUGAUCGAGACUUAAACAGCUCGAGGCGCAAUCUUGCAUAAUAGGAGUAAGAAAAAAAAGAAGUACAACAACGACGACGAUCGAAGUCGUCCGUCGACGACAAUAACAACGACAAAAUUCGCGUUGCAAAGUGAGAAUAUAGUCGAAGCGAGUGAUCUUUAUAUUUUUUUUGUAUUUGUUUGUGGUAUGCAAACGAUCGUUGCAGACCAGAGAGUUUGCUUAAAAAAAAAAGUGUUUCAAAAGAAAUACCUUUUAGGCGGGUUGUUUAGAAGGCGCGCGCGCACACUCUCUUGUAUCGACUAAAGUCGAUUACAACGACGACGACGAUCGUCGACCGACGCGACAUCGACGUAUGUAACAGUGUGGAACUAAAAAAAAAUCGUGGUCGUUAUAAAUUCGAUUAAAUUCCUUGCAAGUUGUGAAGUUAGUCUAAGAAGCUUGUGCUCAAUUGGGCAGCAUUUGGCGGGACGCAAUUAUCCGGGCUCACAAAAGGCUGAUAAACUUUCCUCCAGUUGGAGUAUACCUUCUACGUAUGUGUAGAGUUUGAAAAGAGGAAAAUCCAGCAAACAAAAAAAAAAGAGUUUUCCGCACAAACUUCCACUUUUGUUCAAAAAAAAACGAAAAAUUGUUUCGAUCGCGUUUCUUGCUUUUGUUUUGUUUUAUGUGUAUUGUCCAGCUCUAGCUCAAGCUCUAAGCUAGCGGCGACAGGCCAAAGUGACAGUUCGAGCUGCUAAAAAAAAAAAAAAAAGCAGAUACGAUUAGGUGGAAAGAUAUAAAAUAUAACUUCUACCUUGCAACUUGUAGUAUAAACAACGAAGAAGACGAUAUCAGACAUUUAAAUAAGUUGUUACUUAAGAAGCGGUAUUUGGAGGUGCAAGAGGAAUGCAAUCAUAAAAAAAUUAGUUUGCAAUCACAAACGUAAAAAGGGGCUUGAAUGUAUAUCAAACAUUAGACAUUUUGGCCAAAAAACCUGAAUUACUCUUUGAAUUUGAUUGAAACGCAUUACAAAACAGGUCUGGCAUUAUGUAAUCCAACAACGGACAAUCAACAUUAAAUGCUCUCAACUUUAACCCAGGAUAAAAGUUUCGAUAUUCCCGCAGACUUUUCUAAAUUUCUAUUUAACAAUUCUGUGAUACAAGAAGCCCAAAGAUGAAGCCGUUGGCCUUGCACUUGGUUGUGAUUCUCUUUGUGGGAUCACAACUGCUUGGCACGGUUGUUCUACAGACGACAACGGGUCAACCGCCAUCACUACCAUUCCCGCAGCGAUCACAAGUAACAACAAUGAUGACGCCAUCAUCAUUGACAUCAUCCAUAAAACUAAUGGCCAUCACUAGCACACCUAACAACAGCACAGCCGCCAUCCAUAGCAGCAGCAGCAAUAACAGUAACCAGAGAUCAAUGGCACACGACCAGUCAACGAAUGAUGCUUCAGACGAAGAUUCCACUCCACCAUCGUCGUCGUCGUCGUCGUCGUCGACAUCAUCAGUUAAUAGCCGUAAUGGUGCAACGGUGGCGAUAGUGCCGGCUCGUGGUCGCUCUAUUGGCAGCAGCAGCAUACCAUCAUCAAAAGAGUCUACUACUUUUCAACGGCGGAGGUUGCAUCCACAGUAUAGGUCACCAUCGGCAUCAUCAUCGCCAGCUUCGUCUUCUUCGUCGUUGUCGGGUAUACAGCAAGUGCAACAACUACAUCGACACCAGUUUCGACGUCAAUCGGAGUCUUCAACUAGCCAACCAGUCGUGGCGGUGCACCAGCUACAGACAGCAAAAACACCUCGUAUGAUUCAUCGAAUGGUAGGUGGCCACAUACAAAACACACCUCCAGUAUUGACAACUUCAAAACCCUCCACGCCAAGUUUCAUCAAGAGAACCCCACUUCACAUGAGCAGCUCCUAUAGAUCACCAAAAUUUGGUCUAAAUCAACCUGUUUCAACACGAAAACCUACAGCAGAAGUAUCAGACGCUGAAGAUCGUGAAGAUAUUGAUGAUGCGGCUUACCUUGAUGAUCCGGGAGAUUUCGAUAACUGGGACAAUGGCAUCCUACGACUAAGUGCUGGAAGUGGAAAAGAAACCUCCACAAAAGGAAAAAAGAAAGAUGACUCAAAAAAAACUCUCUCCGAUCAAGUUCGUGAUGGAAAAUACGGACUCAUCGAAAAAGAACUCUUUCGCAGGGAACCCCAACGACCGGGUGUCCUAAGCUAUCUACCCAACAAAGAAGUUCCAAUCGAUAAUGAACGUAAUUAUGGAGGUCUCAAUGAAGAUGACAUUUGGUUAGCUGAAGAUCAUUUACUAGUUAUCAAAGGUGGUAGCUUAAAUGAACCAGAUCCAGCUGAACCAUGGCCACCUCUAGACGACUACGAUGCACCUGGACGACAAAUAAAAAUUCCACCAAAUCCAAAAGUUCCGCCACCAUUUCCCGUCCAGCUCGAAGAAAAUGGCCCGAUACAGUUUAUCGGAAAUAGUAAAGUAUCGAUCGUCUAUCCGAUCGCGAACGAAUCGAUAUCCUUAUAUUCCGCCGGAACAGAAACUCAAAAUGAACACCCAUCCGAAAUUGAUGGUACCAAUGAGAAAAAUCUACUUACCCGGCCCGGAACGUCUGGCGGCACUGAGAAGGGCCAAAAUGACCCAAGUUACUUCUACCCAAAACCCUAUCCGCCAUGGUUAUUCCAAAAUCAAACUUAUGUAAAUCCAUUUUUGGGCAAUAGGCCACUGCCAUUUCCGGGAAUCGGUCCAUUUACAAAUGGGUCUCUGGAAGCAUUUAAUGGUACUGAUUUUGAUGAAGAUGAUCCAUCAUUGUAUUAUCCUCCACCCUACAGUUUUGUUUAUAAAAGUAAUUAUUCAAAUCCAGUUCCUCCAGGGCCUUUGGUUCCAGGAAUAGUAUUGCCACCUCCACCAGAUGCUUUCGCACGGUUAGAGAAACCAAGAACUAAAUUCCCAUCAUAUUCCACAACAUCCACAACAGAAGUUCCAUUCAGGGACAUAUUGACGAAAAUUUCGGAGUAUACUCCGAAAACUGUCAACGUCAAUGCUCCAAAACCAACCAGGCCACCUCAAUAUCUCACAACAUCUCCUAAAUUACAGCCAGUUUCGUCUCCGAAAGAAAUUUACUAUUCUCCACCAACACCACCAGCGGCCCCUUCAAAGGUCUACUCCACUCCGAAUAGCGUAUCAUUUAUUCCGACAACUACAAGUCGCAUUCCAAAUGGUAAUACCCCAACCCUUACAAAAUCCAAUCCAAUCUACUACGAGUAUUAUGAAGCCCGCAAAGAGCCACCACCGUCAACAACACCAAGCUAUGUCCCAGAGUUUAUACCAAAACCCUCAGUUCCACAGCAAAGACCACAACACAAACCCUCGAAGAAGUCCAAGAUCAAUCCAUCAACUAAUCCCCAGUACUACUACACAACCACAACAACCACUCCCCGGCCUUCAACAAAACAGCAAUACAUCCCCACAAGUCGACCUCAAUUCGUCUACGAAGACUAUGUCUACAUCACUCCCAAGCCUGAGAUUCGCCCUAAUGGCAUCUCGAAUACCAACCGCAACUACAUUCCCUCUUACCAAGCUCCAGUCAAGGUUCCACCACUCAAGAAUAACCUUCCGUAUGAGAGUUUUGAGCGCGAAGUCAAUGCCAUUCGCGAGAAGCUUCGAUUCUAUCAAAGUCAACAGCUCCAAGACAACAGUAUUCCUCGUACUCCGAAAUCUAAACCAAACUAUGAUUACAACUUUAACACCGCAAAACCUACGAACCGCAAUUUCAAUCCACCAACAGAAUAUGAUGCUGAACCAUUUAAACCAAUGGUACCUUAUAGCCCACCAGUGGAUGAUGCAAAUGCUUUUAGAGCUAUUGCAUUUGAAAAAGUUGACAAUGAUCUAUCCUCGCCACAAGCUUACUACACUGACACUUCUACCACUGUCGAACCACCAACCGAGGUUCAAGUGAGACAGCAGAAGAAGAUUCGCGUAGGAGCCAAGUAUUUGCAACCUUUCAUAACGCCUUAUGACCAAGAACAACCAAUAAGUGGAAGACCAAUCGAGUACAAUGCUGUGUCAACACCGCGAACGGUCUUGACAACUCCGAAACCAUGGAUUUCAGUAGAGAAACAAGUCGUUCAGGAGGUACCAGCUCCUCAGAAAUCUGCACGUUUACAAGUGGCUAGUAAUCGAGGAUUUCAAGGACAAUUCCCAGGCUACUAUUAUAAUCCUCCAAUCCGUCAAAAUAACCGUUAUUACGAGGAACCAUUCUACCAACAACCACCUCCAACAAGAAAGAUUGUCAAUCGACCAGCUCGUCCUCAAAAACCACAACAACAACAAGUUUGGAGUUUAGAAAAUGACACUUAUGUGAAUUAUGCUCCAAAUAGACCUCCUCUCAAUCCUGAGGCUGAAUUUAUCAAUCCAUAUCAGCCUUUUAAUCAAUACUCAAAACCUCAAUAUAGUCAACCUCAACGGUUGCCACCUAUUCAAAGUCAGAAUCCUUAUUUCCCACCACCACCUAGCAGGUUGCCAAAUAGACAGCAACAGUUAUCACUUCAUAGAGAUACACUCAUUAAUUACCGUCAGCCAUUGCCACCACUUAAUCCUGACAGUGAAUACAUUAGUAUUCCUAGUCGAAAUCAGCAGCAACAGUUGCCCUUGCCAAGUUAUCAUUCGCCAGUACAAUAUCCAUCACAACAGAGUGGAAAUGCUUAUUUUAUUACGCCGAAGUAUAGGCGAUAUAGUGGAGGAGGUGGUGGUGGAGGUGAACAAUAAAUUCACCACUUUCUUCUUUC
Episyrphus balteatus (marmalade hoverfly) is the source of this 5093-nucleotide messenger RNA. RefSeq lists its product as uncharacterized. Lineage: Eukaryota; Metazoa; Arthropoda; Insecta; Diptera; Syrphidae. The coding region runs from base 1474 to 5073 and encodes 1199 amino acids. The transcript has 5 exons. The record is from RefSeq and is a predicted model, not a curated record.